This is a messenger RNA of Acanthoscelides obtectus, 1156 nucleotides long. The record is from the annotation of a GenBank genome assembly. Lineage: Eukaryota; Metazoa; Arthropoda; Insecta; Coleoptera; Chrysomelidae.
UUUGGCUUCAGUAAUAAUUGUUACUUUGUAGCUUGUAGUUAUAGAUAGGCUUAGGCUUUGAUGUAUUUUGUGUAGUUUUCUUGAACUAUAGUUAGUCAAAAUGCGUAAAAAGGUCAACAAGGGCCAACAUUCCAGUAUGGCUAAGGAAUUAGAAGGAACUCAUGUAGAGGAUCCUAUCGAUAAAAUACAGGACUGCUUAGCUAAAUCCUUUGAUAAUUUGAAUUUUAAUUUAAGUUUAGCUUUGGAUUGGGCAGAAAUAAAAGGGUUUUGCUCUUAUCCCAAUUUCAAGGAUCAAUUUAUAAAAAGAUGUUGGUCAUCUGACAAGGAGAGUGAGAUGUUUAGUCAUAUUAGGUACGGAGUAUACGAGGGGGGAUCACGAGCUGAUUAUUUCUUGAAAAUAAUCCGAGAAUCGCAAUAUUCGUCGAAACCUCUGAUAAAUUUGGGAUAUCAAUCGGUCGAGGAUAUAGAGGAUUAUUUAAGGCGUAUAGAUAAGCUAGACAUGGAAAUGGCCGAACCUAGAAAUAGAAGUAGAAAUCUUGUAAGAGAAAAUCGGGGAGAGAAUCCUGCUCGGGGUCAAUGGAAUCGCGACGGGGGUAGACAUGAAAAUUCCAGUUGGCGAAACAGGAAUGAGGAAAGGAGUAGAAACGUUAGAAACACGGAAAAUGAGGAUCGUCCUGAAGUUUCGACAAUUUUUAAUAGGGAUAUAGACGAAAUCUUAACGGAAAUCGAGCCAGUGGUGAAACAGGAAAAUCCCACCGAAAGAGUUAACCGUGAGAUAGGGAGAUUGAUUCGUACUUUAUGUCAUCAGAAACAUACUAAAUGGGCUUACAUUUUGGGGGAUAUCCAGGCUUGGUUAAAUCGCGUCAUUCAUGGUGGAACAAAGUUUUCGUCUACUUACCUGCAUUUUGUUGUUGAACCUAAAGACGCUAUAUGUACCAAGAUCUCGUUUGCUCCUUCAAAUUGGGCGGAACCCUCUCGAGAGUUGAUAGUAGAAUUAGCCCAUAAGAAUCUGUUAUCAAAAGCAGAGAACCGUCAGCAGCGUCAUGAUGAUCGGCAUAAGCUGCAUGAAUUUAAUAUAAGGGAUAAAGUUCUCAGUCCCAAAGUCCAAAAGUUCGUGUGCGAGGCUAACGCUAGUAUAAAAGUUGUCUGUGCAUAG